Messenger RNA from Anoplopoma fimbria (sablefish), 1361 nucleotides. It is a transcript of the gene ndrg4, whose product is annotated as NDRG family member 4. Gene Ontology annotation, cellular component: cytoplasm. The record is from RefSeq and is a predicted model, not a curated record. Lineage: Eukaryota; Metazoa; Chordata; Actinopteri; Perciformes; Anoplopomatidae. Gene Ontology annotation, biological process: positive regulation of ERK1 and ERK2 cascade; brain development; signal transduction.
CACCAGACCGUUCCGACUGGAAAAGAUUUCAACUCCACCACAGGUUGCUGUCCAGGAUGGCGGGGAUGAAGGAGCAGCAGUUCACGGAGGAGAAGCCCCUGCUGCCGGAGCAGCGUGGCGUGGACUCAGACAUGCAGGAUAAAGGAGAAGAGGUCGGGGGGUUACCAUGCCCCGCCAGCCCCGCGCCCCAAACACCCCCUCCUCCCAGCCGCCCCACUCACCGCUGGCAUGUCAUCGCGCGCCACUGGCUCCGCCAGACGCGCCGUCGGACCAGCGGGGUCCUCCCGGAGAACUGUGAACAGCUGAUGCCGGUGGGGGAUUGGAAGGAACACGAUGUCGAGACCCCAUACGGGAUGCUGCAUGUGGUGAUCCGCGGGGCGCCGAAAGGGAACAAGCCUGCGAUCCUCACCUACCACGAUGUGGGACUGAACCACAAGCUGUGCUUCAACUCCUUCUUCAAUAACGAGGACAUGCAGGAGAUCACAAAGCACUUUGUGGUUUGCCACGUUGGCCCGGGACAGCAGAUUGGAGCAUCACAGAUGCCACAGGGGUACCAGUACCCUACUAUGGACCAGCUGGCUGGGAUGCUGCCCACUGUGGUGCAGCACUUUGGGUUUAAGAGCAUCGUUGGGAUCGGAGUCGGAGCUGGAGCUUACAUUCUGGCCAAGUUUGCUCUGAUCUUCCCUGACCUGGUGGAGGGUUUGGUUCUGCUCAACAUCGACCCCAAUGGCAAAGGCUGGAUUGACUGGGCUGCCACCAAGCUGUCAGGUCUGACCAGCGCUCUGCCAGAUACAAUUCUGCCACAUCUUUUCAGCCAGGAGGAGCUGAUGAACAACACAGAGCUGGUGCAGAGCUACCGGCAACAGAUCAACAACACCGUCAACCAGUUCAACCUGCAGCUUUUCUGGAACAUGUACAACAGUCGGAGGGACCUGGAGAUGAAUCGCAGCGGUUCGGUGCUCAACGCAAAGACCCUGAAGUGUCCCGCGAUGCUGGUUGUGGGAGACAACGCCCCGGCCGAGGAGGGAGUGGUCGAGUGCAACUCCAAGCUGGACCCGACCAACACCACCUUCCUAAAGAUGGCUGACUCUGGUGGACUUCCCCAGCUCACACAGCCUGGGAAGUUGACUGAAGCCUUCAAGUAUUUCCUGCAGGGAAUGGGCUACAUCGCUUAUGUGAAGGAUCGGAGGUUGAGUGGAGGGCCAGUGCCCUCCGCCAGCAUGACCCGCCUGGCUCGUUCCAGGACGGCCUCCCUGACCAGCGCCGGAUCAAUUGACGGAUCGCGCUCUCGGGCCUGCACCCAUUCCGACAGCACCGAGGGAGUUGGCACCAUCACCCACACCAUGGAGGUGUCCUGCUGA